GGAGGGCAGUGUCUGUCUGGGGAACUAAGAGCAGCAGCACUUUCAGACUCAGCCUACACAGAACUAUCCUCCAGGCCUCUAGGAGCCCUGGGAUGUGUGGCCGGCAGAGGGGCUGGAAGUGAUCACCCUGUUCUGGGCCCUUUCUAAGGACAGGGGUCUCCAAGAGAUCACCCCACCAGAGAAAAGAAGGAACGAAUGAGUUGUGAAUUUUAGACCGUUGUUACACACGGAGCUCUGGGAAGAUGUCUGGGAAGAGCUAGGCCCACUGGCCAUACAGAUCCUCCUGGCUCACCUGUCACCUUGGAGGCGACUCUGGAAAGGCAAGAUGCCCAUCAACAGCACUGUCCUGUCGCUGGCCAACUAUACCUACAUCACCGUGGAGAUUUUCAUCGGGCUCUGCGCCAUAGUGGGCAAUGUGCUGGUCAUCUUGGUGGUCAAGCUGAACCCCAGCCUGCAGACCACCACCUUCUAUUUCAUUGUCUCCCUCGCGCUGGCUGACAUUGCUGUUGGGGUGCUGGUCAUGCCUCUGGCCAUUGUCAUCAGCUUGGGCAUCAUAGUCCACUUCUACAGCUGCCUUUUCAUGACCUGCCUGCUGCUGAUCUUUACCCACGCGUCCAUCAUGUCCUUGCUGGCCAUUGCUGUGGACCGGUACCUGCGGGUCAAGCUGACCAUCAGAUACAGGAGGGUCACCACUCAGAGAAGAAUAUGGCUGGCCCUGGGCUUUUGCUGGCUGUUGUCAUUCCUGAUGGGAUUGACACCCAUGUUUGGCUGGAACAUGAAAAUGACCCCAGGGCACCACAGAAAUGCCACCUUCCUCUCCUGCCAGUUCCGUUCAGUCAUAAGAAUGGACUACAUGGUCUACGUCAGCUUCUUCGCGGGGAUUUUACUUCCCCUAGUUGUCAUGUGCGGCAUCUACCUUGACAUCUUCUACGUCAUCCGGAACAAACUCAGUCAGAACUUUUCUAGCUCUAAAGAGACAAGUGCAUUUUAUGGACGGGAGUUCAAGACGGCUAAGUCCCUGUCUCUGGUUCUCUUGUUGUUUGCUGUGUCCUGGCUGCCAUUAUCCAUCAUGAACUGUGUUAUCUACUUUAGUGGUGAGGUGCCACCAGUUGUAUUGUACUUGGGCAUCCUGCUGUCCCAUGCUAACUCCAUGAUGAACCCUAUCGUCUAUGCUUAUAAAAUUAAGAAGUUCAAGGAAACCUACCUUUUGAUCCUCAAAGCCUGUGUGAUCUGCCAUCCCUCUGAUUCCUUGGACCCAAGCAUUGAGCAGACUUCUGAGUACUCUGCCCAGGAAAACUCCAGAAGUCUGGAGUCCACAGCCCUGGCUGCUGACACCCAAACACCCACACUUCUGCCUGCUCACAUGCUUCAGAUUCCAGGCACACAGGCCCCUGGCAGCUGCACACUCCACCCACACCCGCCACACCCGCCAGGGAGGCUGCAGUGUCCGUGUCCAGGAUUCCUGAGAUUCCCUGGGUAUAUCCUGUCAUUCCAGUUAAAGGUUUGCUUCCUUCUAGCCAUGUGGCCCUUCAUUCUGCUCUCCUUGGCCCUCUUUUCAGACGCCAUGGUCAUGGACAAAAAGGUCAAGGAAAGCUUUGUGCUGGACACAGCCUCUGUCAUCUGCAGCUACGACGCCCUCUAUAAGGACCACCCCAAAUACUGGUGCAGAGGCUAUUUCCGGGACUACUGCUACGUCAUUGCUUUCACCCCCAACAGCACCGGCCGUGUGGCCCUGAGGGACACGGGAAACCAACUCAUUGUCACUGUGUCCUGCCUGACCAAGGAGGACACGGGGUGGUACUGGUGUGGCAUCCAGCGGGACUUUGCCAGGGAUGACAUGGACUUUACAAAGCUGAUUGUGACCAACAACAAAGGAGCCCUUGCCAGUGAUUUUUGGUCUGGGAAAGGUAAGAAGCCCUGUCAGGGGCUAGUUGGGAGUAAAAACUCACACUAAAGCCAGUGAGCACCAACUCAGACUCCCCAUGGGUUCUCUGGGGUCAUCUGGCCUCACCCUCCCUCAAAUGUAGGGUGGUCGUGGAUAGUUUUGGGGAUUAGCU
This is a messenger RNA of Microcebus murinus (gray mouse lemur), 2057 nucleotides long. Lineage: Eukaryota; Metazoa; Chordata; Mammalia; Primates; Cheirogaleidae. The record is from RefSeq and is a predicted model, not a curated record.